Molecule: messenger RNA, 1627 nt
Organism: Helianthus annuus (common sunflower)
Lineage: Eukaryota; Viridiplantae; Streptophyta; Magnoliopsida; Asterales; Asteraceae
Product: trimethyltridecatetraene synthase
Exons: 3
Coding region: 17-1552 (511 amino acids)
Molecular function (GO): oxidoreductase activity, acting on paired donors, with incorporation or reduction of molecular oxygen; monooxygenase activity; heme binding
Source: RefSeq, a predicted model, not a curated record
ACUCACUUCAACCCCAAUGGAUUCACUUUCUUCUACUUAUUACGUGGCUGCAUGGCUAGCCACAAUGGCUCUCCUCCUAUCUCUCCGUCUCCGCCGCCUCCGCCACCUCAACCGCCCUCCCGGCCCUAAACCCUGGCCAAUAAUCGGAAACCUCCACCUCAUCAGCCACCUCCCUCACCGUUCCAUCCACAAUCUCUCCCAAAAAUACGGCGAAAUCAUGCAACUCAAAUUCGGUUCCCACAACGUCGUCAUAGGAUCCUCGGUUGAAAUGGCCAAGGCCUUCCUCAAGACACAAGAUGUCAACUUCGCAUGCCGGCCAAAAACCGCGGCCGGUAAAUACACAACUUACAAUUAUUCAGACAUGACAUGGUCCCCAUACGGGCCGUACUGGAGACAGGCCCGUAAAAUGUGUCAAGUGGUGCUGUUCAGCACCAAACGCCUCGACUCGUAUGAGUACAUACGAGUCGAGGAAACACAUUCCAUGCUGAAAAAAAUAUUUAAAUCCGUUGGAACGGAUAUUCGGUUGAAGGAUAUGUUAUCUACUUUGAGUUUGAACGUGAUUAGUAGGAUGGUGUUGGGGAAGAGCUAUUUGGACGAGUCGGAGAACUCGGUGGUGAGUCCGGACGAGUUUAAGAAGAUGUUGGAUGAGUUGUUUUUGUUGAAUGGUGUGUUUAACAUUGGCGAUUCGAUACCGUGGGUCGGUUUCAUGGAUUUGCAAGGGUAUGUGAAGAGGAUGAAGGUGGUGAGCAAGAAGUUUGAUCGGUUUCUUGAGCAUGUGUUGGAUGAGCAUAACGCGCGGCGGAUGGCGGCGGACGGGGAGAAGUUUGUGGCGAGGGACAUGGUGGAUUUGUUGUUGCAGCUUGCUGAUGAUCCAAAUCUUGAUGUUAAGCUUGAGAGACAUGGAGUUAAAGCUUUUACACAGGACUUGCUUGCUGGUGGAACUGAGAGCUCUACCAUGACUGUCGAAUGGGCGAUUUCCGAAAUCUUAAAGAAACCAGAGAUAUUCGAAAAGGCAACUAAAGAACUUGAUAGGGUCAUAGGCAAGAAUAGAUGGGUUCAAGAAAAAGACAUGCCUAAUCUACCUUACAUCAAGGCAAUUGCUAUAGAGACAAUGAGGUUGCACCCGGUGGCACCAAUGUUGACUCCAAGACGAACUCGUGAGGAUUGUAAAGUAGCCGGUUAUGACAUUACCGAAGGAACCCGCGUGUUUGUUAAUAUUUGGACAAUCAUGAGAGACCCUAAGUUGUGGGAUAACCCUGAAGUCUUUUGUCCAGAAAGAUUCAUUGGAAAAGAAGUUGAUAUCAAGGGUCAUGACUUUAAGUUGUUGCCAUUUGGCGCAGGACGAAGGAUGUGCCCCGGGUACAACCUAGGACUUAAAGUUGUCGAAGGAACAUUGGCAAACUUACUCCAUGGGUUUAACUGGAAACUGCCGAAUACGAUGACCGAAGAUGAUUUAAACAUGGAGGAGAUAUUUGGACUCUCAACUCCAAAGAAAAUUCCACUUAUCACCGUAGCUCAACCAAGGCUUCCACUUGAAAUGUACCAUUUCUAGUUUGUUUUAUUGUGUCCUUUCAUGACGCACGGUAUGGAUAACUUUUGACAAGUUAUAUAUGUUACAAUAAUAUAU